This is a messenger RNA of Amphimedon queenslandica, 511 nucleotides long. RefSeq lists its product as uncharacterized. The record is from RefSeq and is a predicted model, not a curated record. The coding region runs from base 1 to 465 and encodes 154 amino acids. NCBI's taxonomy places the organism in Eukaryota, Metazoa, Porifera, Demospongiae, Haplosclerida, Niphatidae. The transcript has 3 exons. Gene Ontology annotation, molecular function: protein binding.
AUGGCAGAAAGUGUAUCAAGCUCCAUUGAAAACAGUGCAGCAAUGCCUCCACAAUGGCGGAAUGAAAAAUUUUCCAUUUACGGACAAUGGAUUAUUCCAACUAUUAGUGGUCAGUGUUGUCCUCCUACUGCUGCCUUUGCUAUUCAAAAGAUUUCUAAUAAUAAAGCUGUCAUGUUUGGUGGAGUAGUGCCUAGGGAUGAUGGUAGAAGUGAUAUAUCUGUUAAUACAGUCUAUACAUGUCAACUGGAGUCUGAUACUACAAUACACUGGGAGAGUGUUAAGGGACCAGUAGUACCUGCUAGUGUACAGUGGCCUGUGGAGAGACAUUAUCAUGCUAUUACUAGUAUCAUCAGUGACUCACCUACACUAGUAAUGAUAGGUGGAGAGGAUAAACAUGAUCAACUAGUAAAUGAUAGUUGGUUACUGAAUACUAGUGAGUACCAGUGGAGUAAGGUAUGUGUAUAAUGUUAUUAGUUUAGAGUGUACAUGUGUGUGAUACAGUGAUUGUAGA